AUCAACUUAACGUCGUUACUUUACAACCGUCAAAAACGACUUCUCUCACUCUUAAGACCAACACCAAAAACCAGAAUCAGAAUCUCUCCCCUUUUCCCUUCUCCUUCUCCCUCUCUCUCUUCUGUGGCGCUUUCUCAGUUACAGUUUCAUCAGAAAAGUAUUUGGUCUUUGGGAGGAUGCGAUUGGUUCUACUGGCUCUAUCUUUCUGGUUAAGGGGCAAACAACUUUGUCCUGGUAGCUGAACAUUUAAGCUGGUGUAUGCGCAAAUAUGGGAGCCGCUUGUUGCGUUGCUACUAGGGACAGAACCAUACAGCAUGGAUCUAGUGGUGAAUUUCUGCAUAGAAAUUUUAGGCAUUCUCCGACUUGGAGUUUUCGUUGGGAUAGUAGAGUUGGGGUAGCUGGUGAAGAAACUCCAGUAGGCUGGUUAUCUGAUGUGGCCAGCAGGAAUGAUGCCAUUGACGUGAAAUCUGCAACUGAUGUAUCAGCACAGGUGUCAGAUGGAGGUAGUUCAUUGGAGAGUUAUCGAACGGGUGCAUGCCGUAAGUCUCAAGUUAAUCAGGAUAUGACUAAGAGCCUUAAAACAUCUGCAUCAGGUCAAUCUGCCGGGAAGAAUGUCUGUACCGAGCCAACCGAGGUGGAACAAUAUACAGAAUCUCCACAAGUUUCAGACCCUGCUUCUGUUAAAUUAUCACCCUCGGUUCAUACAUCUUCUUGCGCAUCACCUGUCUCAUCCCAAAGUCAUCCACCUCCACCAACACCAACCCCAUCUGGCUGGGCCAGAGGCUCACCAGCUCACCCGCUUGCCCAUCAGACAUUCGAUAACCACAGUUCUGGGAGAAAUUCACCAAGCAUGCAAUCUGUUUCUGAAGAAGGGCCGGUGCCGAAUGGUAACUCUGCUGCAAGCAAUGUGUCAACCCGGGGAUCCUACGGAAGGUCUUCUGAUGGUUGGUCAGCUCAUGCCUUCUCAGAACUUAUGUCUGCAUCACAAAGAGAACGGUGGUCAUUUGAUAGUGACUCCUGCAGCUUUACUCGUGACAAAUCAUGUAGAACAACAAAUGGUCAUAAUUCCCGGUCAAUUUCCGUGGAUUUUCAAACGUGCGGGAUUUGCUCCAAGCUCCUCUCCGAGAAAUCACCGUGGAGCACCCAUAAAUUUGUUGCGGGUAACGAACUAUCCGUUGUUGCUGUUUUGAUAUGCGGGCAUGUGUACCAUGCUGAGUGUUUGGAAACCAUAACACCCGAAAUCAGUAAAUAUGAUCCUUCCUGUCCGGUUUGUACAUUCGGGGAGAAGCAAACUCUGAAAUUGACUGGAAAAAUGCUCAAGGCAGAAAAAGAUUUAAAAGCUAGAAGUAGCAAGAAGUCAAGGAACCGGGUUGUAGAUACCAAUGCCUCUUUUGAUUUUGAUUAUUGGAAGAGAAGCGUUAGUGCACAUGAAGGGAAAAGUCCCAAGCUUGGUAACAGCUCUAGCUUGAAGAUUUCUGCCGCAAAGCCUUUUCUCAAGCGACAUUUCUCGUUCGGGUCAAGGGGAAACAAAUCUGCUUCGGAAAGCCCAUCACUUAGGAAAAAGGGAUUGUUCUGGGCAAAGUCAAGUAGGGAAUAAGCUCCACUAAUCCGGUUUGAAACAAUGGAGGUGACUGGUUUUCUGUGUGAGUUUGUUACACUCUGUAACAUGAUGACCGAUUUGGCGACGCAAUACGUAAAGGAAUUGAAGCAAGAAGAGUUCAAGUAUGUUUAGAUCCCAAAUUGAUUUAAUACAUUUUCUAUGACAUUGUAAAGAAGAAAAUAUAGGAUAUAAAAUACUCCUCAAGAUAGGAAGUUAUAGGUAGGUAAAUCCAAGGGGGCAAGUGAUUUGCGAGGAUUUUGAUUUUUAUUCAUGUGUUUUAUGUACAUUUAAAUUUGUUUGAUGCAAGAAUUCAAGUAUGUUUCGAAAGAAAUACUCUUUCUUUUCACCAAAGCCAUCUGAUGGACUUUGUUACAA
Messenger RNA from Spinacia oleracea (spinach), 1975 nucleotides. RefSeq lists its product as uncharacterized. The record is from RefSeq and is a predicted model, not a curated record. The transcript is spliced from 5 exons. Bases 269 to 1597 code for a protein of 442 amino acids. NCBI's taxonomy places the organism in Eukaryota, Viridiplantae, Streptophyta, Magnoliopsida, Caryophyllales, Amaranthaceae.